ACUAAACAAGGCCGCCAUGUGUCCUCCAACAAGGCUAUCACUCCUACACAUAGCACCUUGUCAGGCUGUCAGGUUACCAUUGCCUGUCCCAAACCACGGUCGACUCGGUCAAAAUCACCGAAAGCCCGCGCGUGACCGCUUCAACUCCUCGACAACUUGACACGGCAGCGGUGCACCAGCACUCGGUGCCUUGUUUUGCGUCAUGAAAGAAAAAAAAACGGCUCUCGGCAUGGCUAGCUUCCCAAGGCUUUUGCAUUCUACACGCCCUGGCAUUCGGCACAUGUGCUAUUCCGAAACCUCUCAGACACCCACUGUUUGCACCGCACGCUGACCUGCCUCAGUCACCGGCCUUUUCUGGUCCCGCCGUAGCGCUACCGGCAUUCUGGUACACGCCUUAUCAUCAUGACCCAGCACCCACCCACCCACGCCCUUACUCCAAUAAGCAUAGUGUGCACAAGCAUGCAAACAUGGCUCCAUAACCCUAUAUCUACACUACACUACAUACAC
Exserohilum turcica Et28A is the source of this 507-nucleotide messenger RNA. RefSeq lists its product as uncharacterized. The record is from RefSeq and is a predicted model, not a curated record. The annotation marks the transcript as partial. Lineage: Eukaryota; Fungi; Ascomycota; Dothideomycetes; Pleosporales; Pleosporaceae. The transcript has a single exon.